CAAAUAGCCUACAAAUUGGUAACUCUUGUCGCACUCAUAGCAGAGAACACAAAUUGUUUUGUGUUCUCUGUCAUAGCUUCCGUUCUCUAUAUGCACUCAAAAAACGCCAUUCAGAAAUAAAUGAGCAAAGUACCAGUGAAUGAGUGAGCUUCGUACAAAAACAGAAACAGAAGCGGAUAGAGAAGCGGACGUAGCACAACCGAUUAAAAACGUUACGGCAGCAGCAAAGGAAAGUGUUUCAAGUACCAAAGAUUUUAGUGCAGAAGAAAAAGUGUAGAUUUUUCUUAAAGUUUCAAGUGAUUAGUUGAUGAAAAUUUAGAAAAUCAGUGCGAUACAUAACCAAAAAAUAUGCAAAAUAUUGCCUACUGAGGCAGUGUGCAGUGGAGAAGUGUGUUAACUCAGUGCUUGUCAAAGUGAAAGAUACCUACCAGUGAAAAAGGUCUAAGGAAUCAGCAGAGUAAAAGUAUAAUACAGAAGCGCAAAGAUGGGAUUGAACGGCUGUUGUUCGUGUGUAAAAUACUUGAUGGUGCUGAUAAACAUCUUAUUUUGGAUUAUUGGCCUAAUCAUUGUGGUCGCCUCGGUGUGGAUGCUCACCGAUCCCACGUUUGUGCUGUCGAUGACCCAAUCCUAUAAUCACUACUACAUCGCGUUGUAUGUCUUCCUUGGCAUUGGUGUGCUCAUCACAUUGGGCGGUUUCUUCGGCUGUUGCGGCGUCGUUAAGGAAUCACAAUGUCUGCUUAUAUCGUUCUUCUGCGUAAUUCUGGUGGUGAUGGUGGCACAGAUUGCCGCCGGCGCAUGGGCAUUCCACAACAAAGACAAACUCGAUGACAUUGUACGCGCGUCGGUGAAGUAUUCGGUGCAGGAGGAAUACGGCCAAUCAAGCAUGAGUUCGCGUACGGUCACUUUUGAUACCAUACAAAAGAAUUUGAAAUGUUGCGGCGCUGAUGGACCGGCCGAUUGGGCAACGAGCCGUUUCAACAAUGUCGAUCGCACAAAUAUCGUCGAUAUUGCCAUAUCAUCGAUGAAUGUGUUCUACAAUAUACCCGAAUCGUGUUGCAAAGACGAAUUGAAGGAGAAUGUGUGUGAAAUGUCGAGGAAAUUAAAAUUCGGUGGUUCGCUAAAUCAAGCAAUAUAUCAACAGGGUUGCGUUGACAAACUAAUUGAACUCAUCUAUGAGAAUUGGGUUCUGCUCUUCGGCAUCACAGCGGGUGUGAUUCUAUUGGAAUUAUUGGCGUUGACCUUCUCAUUGAGCCUUUGCUGUGCGGUGCGCAAUCAACACUACAAAGCCUGAGAAUUACUUAAUUCCCAGCGGGAAAUAAAUGACGACGAAAAAUAUUAACAAAUCAAACCGAAAAGGAUGAGGGCAAAGGCGUUCUAAUUCGUAACAAAGCAAAGAUCACAAAUAAAAUUAACACAACAACAAAUGCGAAGACAUGUGCGUAGCAAACGGAUAUAGAAUGAAGUGGAAGAGUAAGGCACAGAUUUGAAGAAAAUGCGGGAGAAAAAAUGAAAAAUCCUUGAAAUACGAGUUGCAAGAAUGAAGCUGAUGAGUACGUAUAUAUAAUAUAUGUACAUAUAUACAUAUGUAUGUAUGUAAACUCAUAAGUGCGUAGAAUAUAUGCAAUAUGUGCAAUGUAGUGCAAAAAGUGGAGAAUUAGCAAAAAAAAACAUACAGAAUUCAAGUAUUAAAAGCAAACAUUUGUGUAUGUACGAUUGUCGGCAGUAAAGAUCUGGCGAAAAAAAUUUGCUGUGAAAUAUGGCGGUAAAUGAUAUUUAAAAAAAAAAAAACACUUUUAUUUACAUUUUCAAAACUUUUGUAAAACACAGUAAAUUUUUAAGCAAAACUUUGUAGACAAAUGUGCAAAUCUUCAUCUUCAUAGAACAAUAAUCAAAAUCCAUUUGCCACAAACAAAUGAAAAUAAAUAAAAUAGUUAGUUAUCAUUGAAUGUUGGGAAGAAAAUGUAAAAAAAAAUACAAAAUGUACAUCAAAACAAAUAAAAAGAAGAAAAAAGAAUAAUAAAGUCCAUCAACCCAUUUGCACUACCUUGUAUAAUUAAUGGCUUAUAAUAUUAUUUUUCGUUGCUAAAAUGUUAGAUUUUUUAAGUAUAUUAUGAUGCCAAAUUUACGUUAUUGCGCAGCACAAAUGAAAUACUAACGUAAUUUAGUAAAUAUGUUUAUAUUUUACUCCACUCUUGCACAAAAUCUACCAAACUCAAGGUCUUCCGCUAUAAAAAAAAAUGUAUUUAUAUUUAAGUUUUUUUAUCUGCAAAUGCCAAAUGUAAAAAAAUAUAUAUUUAUUAUUUAGUUUUAAAAAAAUGUUUUGUGAAACUCUGAUAAAAAUGCUUAGAGUACGGUGUGAGACGAAAACGCGAAGAGUCAAUGAGUAAUAUGUUUUUUUUUUUACUUAAUCUUUUUUCAUGCAAUUUCCUCAAAUUCAACCGCAUAUCGGUUUAUUUAAAAUAUAAAGCUUGUUUGUCCAACGUGCAUAUAAGAAAAAUUGUAAAAAAUUAUAAUUUAAGAUAAACACAAAAAUGAAAUACUAAAAUCAUGCAAUACAGCAAUAAAGCACAAUAGAAUUGAGGAUAUACGUCCUCAGACUUAGUCGAAAUAAAAUAUACACGAUAUUCACCGACAGUUAACCUUAAAUAAAAGUUAUUUAAUUGUAAAAAAUUAAAAAUAAGAAACAAUUCGAUUCCGACUCUUGCUCCGCUGUACGUUAGUAGUAAUGUCAGUUAUUGCAAAAAGAAAAUACAAAACAAAUUCUUUUGUAUUACUUUUUUUAUUUUUACGUAUCAUCAAAACCAAAUUAGUUUUUUUUAUUUUCUUUUUUUCAAUUUAACGCAAAAUUGUAAAUUUGAUGCUAAAUAAUGUGCCAUGAUUUAAUGAAUUAUUUAUAUAAAAAAUAUAGUAUGUAUAAAUAAUGUUUAAAUUAUUUUUAUAUUUGUAUUCGAUACACUUUAAGUAUAUGUUUAUUUUUUAUGCUUAUAUAUAUUAUUUUUUUUUUUAUUUUAUAUUAUUAUUUUUUUUUUUAAGUUCUCACACUGUACAUAAAAAUCUAUAUAAUUUUGAAAAAAAAAAAAUGUAUGCAGUUCAUUUCAACUUUGAGUCAGUUCAAUGAUUUGAGGUAUUGACAUUCCAUAAACGAAAGCAAUUAGAGAUGGGUUUCGAAAGUUAAAACGAAAAUCGUAAUAAUUUACAUAUAUGUAUGUAUGUAAAAGAGUAGCAGUUAAAAUGUGAAAUAUUGAAAUAUAUGAAAAUGUUUAAAGCAUUAAAAUUAACUGAAACGCUAAAAUUUCAAAGCGACUUUCGUCAAAUUUUUUGUGUCCAAAAUUUUUCUUUUUUGUAAAUUAAAUACAUAUGCCUUUAAACGCCAAACUUUCAUGUAAAUAUUUGCUUUCAAUAUGCAUGUUGCUUUUUUUUUCUAAACUUGAAAAUCAAAAAUUUCGCCAAAUUUAUAACCUUAAAGUAGUUUACUUGUUAAGUUGGUGCUCAUAAGACAAUCUCGGCAUUUCGAAUAGAAUUAUGCAUACAUAUGUUUUUGAAAACGACUUUCAAAUGUUUUAUUAAUAAUUGUCAAGAAGGUCGCAGAAAAUGUGUGACAUUUUUUGUGUCAAUAUAAGAAAUGUUAUUGAAAGAAACUAAUUCGUAAAAAAGUGAUAUUCGAUAUUUAAAUACAAGUUGUCAAGGUUUAUGAAAUAAAUAUUAAAUUAAAUUGUAUUUAUGUAUUUAAUAGUAAGAAACACCCAUCUCUUUUUGCCUGAAAUUGAAAUACUAUUGAUGUAGUGGAGUAUUUAAAUUCAUUUCAAACAAUAUAUGCUUAAUAUCGUCUGAAUUGUGUAAAUUAGUGACCCUAACCCAACAUUUUAAAAAAUCUACACUUGUCACAAGCUCGACGAGAAUGUCAAAAGCCACACAAAUCUACAUUUCUAUAUUUUUGUUUUGCACAACUUAUGUUUAUUUACUUGUAUUGCAUAAAAUUUAAAAAAUAAUUUUAAUGAACUUAAAAUGUUUACUUAAUUUUAACAUAUAUUAUUUUAAGCGUAUUUUUACGAAAGAAAUUGUUAACCUUACUAAACCACCUAAGCCAACGUAGUCCAAAACCAACAAACAUUUUUAGUACCUAACACACAUUAAAAAAAAAAAACAAAAAAAAAUUAUAAUUUUACAAAUACUUUAAGCUUUAGUUAUAUUUGUUAUGCAUAAAUGUGUGAAUAUGCACUUGAAGCGAAAUUCGAACAAAUUUUAAAACUAUUUUAAAAUAAAUACCCACUUAAACGAACGAAUAUACAUUCAUACGCACAUAUUAACUGUUAAAUAUUGAAAAAGGCAUAAAUCACAAAUGUAUAUGCAUUUUUAAUUUAGUUUAAAUUUUAAAAUAAAAUAUUUUUAUAUGCUGUUGUAACUAAAUUAAUUUUAAUUAAAACAAAUUGUAGUUGAAAAAAUCCCAAAAAUACACACACAUACACAAAAAAAAUAUAAUUAUUUAAAUAAAAUGAGUCAACAUAUUUGUUGUUAUUAUUCAUUGAAAUAAAUAUAUGUAUUUUAAUAGAAAUUAUCACUUAAUACUCUACAUUUAUGUGUAUGUAGUAAACCACAAGAUACUUAUUUUGUUUAUUGAAAAUAUAUGACUUUUAAAUCAAAUAUACAAAAACAACUAAACAAAUGGUGAGAAGUAUAGAAUUGAUAACGAAAUUUUCAAGAUGAAGUUAAGUAAGCAGCAAAUAAUAUUAAAUAUAAAAGUAUAUACAUAUAUACAUAGCGAAAGUUGCACUCGUUUUGAAUGCUGCAAGCAUGCGAAAAGAAGGCGUUACGCAAUAAAUAAAUAAAAGAAGAUGAUGAAGAAUGUUUGUAGGUAAAUUUAGUUAUGGAUAAAUUGUUAGUCUAAAUUUUACGGCACAUUGUGCGUAGAAUACGUAAAAUAUGUUAAUUGUAUAUACAUAUGUAUGUAUGUAUGUACAUAAGUUACGUAAAAAACAUAUUUAAAGAUGUUGAGUAGUGAAAAUACGAUGUGGUUACUUAAUAAAAAUGAAAUAUUGACAGUGCUGGCGAAUAUUAAAAAACAUUUUUUGUACCAGCAUAUCUAAGCAUACAUAUGUACAUGCUUGUAUGUAUAUAAACAUUAGGCUGGCACAAAAAAAACUCUGCUGCCAAAAUAUUAUUGACUUAAAAACAAAAAAAACGCAAAAAAAGUGUAUUGUGGAGUUUAGGAAAACCACGGGUUCCGUUGUUGUUAAAAAUCAUAAAAACAAGUAAGGAAAGGCUAAGUUCGGGUGCAACCGAACAUUUUAUACUCUCGCAAUUUAUUGAAGAAAUUUAACCAAUACAUAUAUGCGGAAUAAAGCUCACCGUAUUUUUGAAAAACCUAUAAUUAGGUAUGUGGGAGCUAGGAGAUGUUAUUAUCCGAUUUUAAUAAUUUUUGGAAAAGAGACACACUAUUAGAAGAAAACAAUUUCCUCUGAAUUAAAUUGAGAUAUCUUAGAGAUUUACCCAUAUUUUCGGUUAAAAUUUAUCCUUAGGCGCUGAGUUCAACAUGUUCGAUAUCUGGGGCCUUGAAAAGUUAUGGUCUGUUUUCGACAAUUUUUUCACAAGUGAAGCCAGAGAUGAUAUGCACUAAUUGUGUAAAGUUUUAUUCCGUUAUCUUCAUUGGUUCCUUAUGUUUACAUUAUAAAGUGGAGGAAUAAGAUGGAUUUCAAAAUUGAGUUAUAAGGAAAGUAGUAGUGGUUGUGAACCGAUUUCGCCCAUUUUUUGUCCGUGUUAUUAGGGUGUCAAGAAAAUAUUAUAUACGGAAUUUCAUUCGAAUCGGUCGAGUAGUUCCUGAGAUAUGGUUUUUGACCCAUAAGUGGGCGAUGCCACGCCCAUUUUCCAUUUUGUAAAAAAAUCUGAGUACAGCUCCCCUCUGCCAUUUCUUAUGUAAAAUUUGGUGUUUCUGACGUUUUUCGUUAGUUAGUUAACCCACUUUUAGUCAUUUUAACCUAACCUUUGUAUGGGAGGUGGGCGUGGUUAUUAUCCGAUUUCAACUAUUUGCAUGGUGUGUGGUGGAGUAUGUAAGAGAACCGACUGCAGAAAGUUUGGUUUAUAUAGCUUUAUUAGUUUGCGAGUUAAAACAAAUAACCGAUUUGUGGGGGGGGGGGGGGGCACGCCCACUUCCCCAAAAAAAUUACAUCCAAAUAUGCCCCCUCCUAGUGCGAUCCUUUAUUCCAAAUUUUACUUUUAUAUCUUCAUUUAUGGCUUAGUUAUGACACUUUAUGUGUUUUUGGUUUUCGCCAUUGGGCGUGGCAAUGGUCCGAUUCUGCCCAUUUUCGAACUUGAUCUUCUUAUGGUGCCAAGGAAUAUUUUUGCCAAGUUUCGUCAAGAUAUCUUAAUUUUUACAAGUUACAGCUUGCACAAACGGACAAACGGACAGACGGACGGACAGACAUCCGGAUUUCAAAUCUACUCGUCAUCCUGAUCACUUUGGUAUAUAUAACCCUAUAUCUAACUCGUUUAGUUUUGGGUGUUACAAACAACCGUUAUGCGAACAAAACUAUAAUACUCUCUUUAGCAACUUUUGUUGCGAGAGUAUAAAAAUUAAGUCGAAAAAUGUUUUCAAUUUUUUUAUUCGCAAGUAUAAGUCUACAUAAGAUAUACGCCACAGUCUUAGUCGCAAUAAAAUCGAGAUUUAAACAAAACUUGUUGAUAGUUACAGCAUUCAAAUUAAUAAAUUAUUAUUUUUUAUAUUAUUUUACUUUUUAAUUAUUAUUAUGGUUUUACGAUACUUUUUUCGUAUUUAAGUUUUUUUUUUUCAAAAAUUCUAAACUUUAGAGCUAUAAUUAAUGUAAGUACAUUAAUAAAACUCUAUUCGCCCGUCCAGACUUUCAACAUUUCUUGCCUUAAAAUUUAGUAUUUAACCCUCUCAUGCCCGAAUUAAAAUGGGCGGAGCUAACAUUUUUUAGGACAGAUAUAUGCAUAUGUAUUAGUCUUAACUCAAAUAUGAAGUGACAAAAGCUGCAAAGUCCUAUGUAUCCUGGUUGAUUAGUUACAGGAUGUGGCUUAUAGGCACAAAUUAGAUUAUUAUAAAUAAACUAAACACUUUUCUCAUGAAAAUCUUUUUUAAAUAACUUUAUUUAUUCUUUAUUUAUUUAUAUACUUCACUUGUUUUUAUAUAAAACAAUUUUUUUAUAUUUUUGAGCCCUUUUUGUAUCACCAUUUUAGUAUACUUUUUUCGAGAAACCGAUUUUGACAAUUCCACUCUGCGGAGAAUGCCUACUGAAUGAAUACGUGCACAGUUCAUGUUCAAAAUGUAACUGUAAGCUUGCACAACACAUAAGUGUACAUAAUUGAAAAAACCGCAGGUCAAAAAUAUUUAAAUAACGAGAGUUAGAAGCCUAUAGGCAACAUUGGGCAUGUAAGGGUUAAGCUGUAACUCAUUGCUUGUUUUUUCAUUAGCUUUAUAAUUCAGCGCUUUCUUCAGCUAUUAUGUUCUGAAGCUGAAUAAGUGCCGAAAGCCGAAAAAACUGACAAGCCUAGUGCGUAAUUGCAGCUUUGAUGUUUCAAAGUUCGAAAAACAAGUGGAUUUAAAUACACGGAAGAGCUCUUCAAUUACAAUGAGUGUGGCCUUUAAGAUUUUGGAAGAUGAUUUGCCAAUAAUUGAUUUAAGGGUUUUGAGGAUGAUUUGCAAAUAAUUGAUGUAUUUUUGUUUACAAAAAAAAUUGUGGGAAACGAUACUAUGAACUUUAUUUCCGUUUUUUUAUCUUCGCAUCUAAUUUUGUUAUCAGCAAUUCUUAUGAAUAAUUCUAAAUUGUUUUUGAAGGAGAAAUUAAUUAAAUAAUUAAAGAAACAAGUGUUGAGGCCUUUUUAAGUAUAUAAGCAAAUUUUAGGUGUAUUCAGUUUUAGUUAAUAUGUAUUCAAAUUGAAUUUAAAAUGAAAAAAAUAUUAAUAUACACUAUCUUCAGUAUACACGAUUUCAUUUUCAUUGAUAACGAAAAAAACUUAAUAUCAUAGUACAUUUAUCUAAUAACUCACAAUAAGUAACAUUAAAAUCUUUAUAUUUCAAGUUUUAAAUUACAUUCAAUUGUAGAAGUGUUUUGGAAAAUAUGCCAAUCAUUUCACAAAAAAAGGAAAUUAACACACGAAUAAUGUAAAAUGCAGUUUUUACAAAAAUGCAUUAUAUGAUUUACAUAUAAUAGAAAAAGUUAAUGACGUAUGAUCGCCAAGGCACAUCCCAACCAUCAAAACAAAGAGUGUUUUGAAAGGUAGGUUUUGAGUUAUUAUAUGAUAAUUGCAUCAAAAAUAUCGUCUUGAAAGUAUGCUCAACUCUGAAUUUGUAGUAACAGUUUAAAAAUUAAAAUAUAAUAGAAAAUUAAGCAAGGUAGUUUCAGAAAAAUUAUAGAAAAUACAAUAAAGAAAAUUUAGACGAAAAAUUAAAAUAAGCAGUUAAUAAGGAAACUCCAACUUUAUGAAACAGCAUUUACAAUGAUAAAAAGUAACGGAAGUAAAUUCGUAUGAAAGGAAAUAAACAUUCGAAAACUUUAUUAAUGAAAAAAUUGGCUGCCACAAAUAUACAAACGUAUUAAAACACACAAAAAUACUCAAAAUACAUAAUUUCUAAGUAAGUGUUUUUUGGCAGAAAACUGUCGGAAAUCGGUGUGAUUUUCAUGAAAACUUCAUCAAAUUUUCAUCAGCCAAAAAUAAAAAGAAAUUAAAUCAAUUUGGCUUAUAAAUAGAUAACCAAGAUUACAAAUUGAUUUCCAUAAUUCAUGUUUGAUGCUGAGAGAAAGACACAAACUCUAUUGAUGAGACACAUGAGAAAAAUUGAUUACUUUAUACAAAAACAAACAAGUCAAUAAAUAAGAAUAUACUUUGAAACUUUUUUACCAGCUACGUAGUAAAUACAUAUGUACAGCCUUUAACCACUAUAAUUCAUUAAAAGAAAAAUCAUGAAUAAAGUGAUACGAAUCACGCAGAACCACUUUCAUAAAAUUAUAUUAAGACUCCGAAUUGUAUGAUUUGAUUUAUUUAUGAAAAAUAAAAUAAUACAAAAAGAAAUAUAUUCUUCUUGUAAAAAAAUUUAGUUUCAAGCUCCACAAAUCUAAGGUCAUAAUAUUUCCAGCGGAUGCAGAGACAAAAUUUUUUUAAGAGUGUCUGUAUUCUUUUUAAACCACUGCAUUGGUUCUCAUGACAAAAAACAUGGUUUAAUCUCCAGUUGCCAGGAGUUUUUACUGCCUUUUAAAAGUUUAUGAUGAUCAUACAGAACAACUGCUCAGUAUCAGUUUCAGUUUCAUCAGCUCUCAGAAAAAUAAAUACAUUUUUAGCGCUCUCAUUCAAUUCAUGAAAGAUGUCACAUUUUGAAAAUAAUGAUAAUGGACUUUAAGGUUAACACUGAUAAUAUUUGAGCAUCAGGCUUUUGUUGUUGUUACGGAAUUAGAAUUUCACAAGUCUUUAUCUAUAUUCAACAGAAUAUAAUGUUCAAUCUGAGCUCUUCACAUAAAUGAAACUACAUUAUGUAAUUGAAGUAAACAAAAAGAAAGCACA
Molecule: messenger RNA, 9510 nt
Organism: Zeugodacus cucurbitae (melon fly)
Lineage: Eukaryota; Metazoa; Arthropoda; Insecta; Diptera; Tephritidae
Product: CD81 protein
Exons: 5
Coding region: 485-1291 (268 amino acids)
Cellular component (GO): membrane
Source: RefSeq, a predicted model, not a curated record